Messenger RNA from Strongylus vulgaris, 318 nucleotides. Lineage: Eukaryota; Metazoa; Nematoda; Chromadorea; Rhabditida; Strongylidae. The record is from the annotation of a GenBank genome assembly.
UCUGUUGCUGCAUCGAGAAUGAUUGCUGCUGCGGUUGUGCUUGCUGUUGUUGCUGCAUGUGUUGUUGUUGUUGUUGUUGUAGAUGUUGUUGUUGUUGCAACUGCUGUUGCUGUUGCAAUUGCUGUUGUUGUUGCAAUUGCUGUUGUUGUUGCAACUGUUGUUGUUGCUGGAACUGUUGAAGUUGUUGUUGUUGCUGUUGUCGCUGAGCAGCAAUUUGUUGCUGUUGUUGUUGUUGCUGCUGCUGUUGUCGCUGAGCAGCAAUCUGUUGUUGUUGUUGCUGGAGCAAAUACAACUCCCUCUGUCGCUGUUGUUGCAUGA